CCACUUCCGUGCGUGCGGACACAUGGCGGGGCCCGCGGCCUCCCGGGAGCUGCUGGACCUGCGGCGCCGGCCAGGGCUGGAAGACAUUUUGCUGAUUAAUUCAAAGUGCAGCACCAAGAAGGCCACAACUUUACAGACUGUUAAGGUGCCAAGGAGCAAUGUUUUGGACCGGGUACAGAGCUUUUUACCCCAGAUGGCGCAGGCAAAUGAUGAACUCAAAAGAAAAAUGGUAACAGCACCUGCUCAUCAGUUUGAUAUUGAACAUCUAGACAGUGAAACAGAAAAAGUUAUAGAAAUGAAUGUGGCUGUAGUUGAACUGAGUGAGUCUGAUACAGAUGAGGAGUUGCUGACUUCAGAAGAUGACUCGGAAUCUGAUGAAGAUGACUCUGUAACUGAUGAAGUGACAGUAGACAACAUCAAGUUUCCCAAACAAAAGGGAGAAAAGGGCAAAAUAGAAAUUUUGGACAGCAAAGCAAAUUAGUAAAUCCAUUUUGUUUUAUUUUAAAAAAACCCAAACCAACCAAAUCGUGUUUUCUCACUUUGAAGAGCUGGCCCUUAAAACCACUUUGUUUUCCCAGUGUAGCAUCUCUCAGGAUCCUGUGAAAUGUUAUAGUUUACAUGGUGGAGAAUUCAGGAUCCACUCAUGACUGGGGAAGGCUGAAUUUCUGAAGAACUAAGUGCAAUUUCAUUCAUUAAAUAACAGGGAAAUGCACUUCAUAGUAGAUUACACCAAGAAAACAGCUAGAGUAAGGGGCACUUGAAAGUUAAAAAUUCUUGUCCUGUUGCUUUGUUGAAGAAAGACUUUUUAUAGGAAGGUAGAAUUUUUUGCUUCAAUGGCAAGAAAGAAUUAACUAGGAAAAAAGCUUUGUUUUACUAUUCCAUAUCCUGUGAAGUGCUGUGUACACUCUCUUCAAUAUUAAACAUGAUCUUUAAUACCUCAGAGGUAUGUCUACAUCGCAUUCAUGGUGGUGACUGCUGAGCACCGGAGCUGUGGCUGAGCUAGCUCAUUUCCAGCUGAGCCAGCCUGGCUAAGGAGAGCCAUGACCAGAGAGUUCAGCAAAGAGUUUCUCACCCUGUGUGCCUGCACUGAGCUCCACACCAGCACGGGGAGGUUACAGGCUCAUUGUGAAACGUUUUGGCUGUGGUGCAAACACCCUCCAUACUCAAAGGAUCAAGGCUGCCUCUGGGGUGUUAUGAUAGCUUUAAGCUACACUUUUCAUCCCCCAAUUUCCAUGCCACAUUUCCAAUCUCCAUUUUGUUAACUGUCACUGAAGGAUGAAAAGGUGAAAUUUCAACUUGUACCUAAGUUGGCUUCACACGAUUGUGAAAGCAGAAUCAGUGAAAGUGUGUCUCAUUCAUAUUUACCUCAUAUUGAUAAAAUACAAUGGUUUGGGCUAUUACAUUUAAUUCAUAGAUCAAUUUGCAUUUCAGAAGUAUCUGUCAUGCUCCUGGACGUCAUUGUUUCUUAAAGGAACUUUGUAUUUUCUACACCAUUAAAGUAAAAUUUUCUAUACUGUGUUUGCUUAAAUAUUAAACUUAACAUCAUGACUUGAAA
This is a messenger RNA of Sturnus vulgaris (Common starling), 1555 nucleotides long. It is a transcript of the gene NOPCHAP1, whose product is annotated as NOP protein chaperone 1. NCBI's taxonomy places the organism in Eukaryota, Metazoa, Chordata, Aves, Passeriformes, Sturnidae. The record is from RefSeq and is a predicted model, not a curated record. Gene Ontology annotation, biological process: box C/D snoRNP assembly. Gene Ontology annotation, molecular function: box C/D methylation guide snoRNP complex binding.